CUCGCACAUGACGACGCCGAGCUCAAUGCAACAACCGUGUUGGAGUCGGCGGCCGUGUCUUUGCCCAGCUGUGAACGCGUUUGUCAGUGCAAGCUUGCCCGUGAACCGCGGUGCUAUCGCUCGUGAUCAAGCAUGCGACGCCUUUCUUCGCUCAGCGGAGUUGUGCAAGUACUUCAUGCCCUGGACAUGAUGCUUCCUUCCCCUGUUACUUACUCGGUCCAUGUGGCUUCGGGCGAAGCCAGCGCACGGUCGUCGUCUUCCGGUCAGUCAGAAUCACCUCGGGCGCCGAAUUAUAGCGCUUGAAGCACUCAUUUGCCACACGCGUAUUGGUUCGUGAGGCACAGCGAUAGCCAAUGGUACGGUAUAGCUCCCUCGUCCCGAGGACGAUCAAUUCAACGGGCAAGGCUCACUCGUGAGCCCCGCUUCAGUCAUUUCCCCGAUCAUCGUCCUCGAUAUUCUCAAAGCGGCGAAAGAACCAAAUCGUGAAAUCAUGUUGCAUGCUUACGGAACAAUCCAGCUUCGCGCCGAAGUGUUUCAUCGCUAACGUGAUGAACUCGUAUAAAUACGGGACCUCCAGCGCGUCCUUUCAUUCACCACAACAGCUCCACAGU
Molecule: messenger RNA, 611 nt
Organism: Coniophora puteana RWD-64-598 SS2
Lineage: Eukaryota; Fungi; Basidiomycota; Agaricomycetes; Boletales; Coniophoraceae
Exons: 1
Coding region: 8-190 (60 amino acids)
Source: RefSeq, a predicted model, not a curated record